AUGGCACUCCUGAAUAUGUUCGCUCGUGUUGCGAGGCCAGCCUCAAGCGCCUUGACGUUGGCUACAUUGAUCUUUACUAUCCGCACAACAGUCCCCAUAGAGGACACUAUGGAGGAACUAAAGAAGCUGGUGGAAGAGGGGAAAAUAAAGUACAUUGGAUUAUCUGAAGCUAGUCCAGACACAGUAAGGAGGGCACAUGCAGUUCAUCCCAUUGCUGCUAUACAAAUGGAGUGGUCCCUUUGGACUCUCGAAAUUGUCCCACUUUGCAGGGAAGGGAACUUGGAAUUGGGAUUGUCCCAUACUGCCCUCUUGGUUCUGGAUUUUUGGUGGCAAGGCAAUUGUGGAAAGUGUACCUGCAAAUAG
Prunus armeniaca (apricot) is the source of this 363-nucleotide messenger RNA. Lineage: Eukaryota; Viridiplantae; Streptophyta; Magnoliopsida; Rosales; Rosaceae. The record is from the annotation of a GenBank genome assembly.